CGCGUUACAUAACGUGGUGGCGGAGGGCGAAGCCGAUUCCUACUCGAGCCGCCCUCGCGCGCGGACCUGUGUCGGUGCCCGACGCCCAAAGACGCGUUAUCUCGAACUCGCGUCUUCGUCGCAUUCCCUAUUGCGUGCUGCGAGUUAGUUCGACACCGCGCGUUUUCUAUCUCGAACCUCUUUCUAGCCGCGCUUACUUUUGUUGGGAACACUUUUCGGCACUCUUGCGACCUCCCAAACUUUGCCGCUGACUCUUAGCUUCUUACUUCCAGGGAAGGCGAUCCGAAAAAGGUGUAAAAGUUAAAGUGUAGUGAUAUUGUAAAGUGUGAUGGAGUGUGAUCGUGUUCUGUGCUCCAAGCGGAUAGGCGUUAAACAGUUACACUAAAAGGUGGAGAGACGCAGUCAAGAGCUGAAUAAUAUGUAAAGUGUCGCCGAUAGUGACGAAUAGACGAUACAAACACUUGGUGUGAGUGCAAGUGGUAUUUAAAUCAAGCAAAAAUGGGCAAAAAAAAUUCCAAACUGAAGCAAGAUACGAUCGACAGACUCACGAGCGCCACAUAUUUUACCGAGAAAGAAAUACGGCUUUGGCACAAAGGAUUCCUAAAGGACUGUCCAAACGGCCUACUCACUGAGCAGGGCUUCAUAAAGAUCUACAAGCAGUUCUUUCCUCAAGGUGACCCUAGCAAGUUUGCCUCAUUAGUCUUUCGAGUGUUCGACGAAAACAAUGACGGAUCCAUUGAAUUCGAGGAGUUCAUACGAGCACUGUCGGUGACGUCGCGUGGCAAUCUCGAUGAAAAAUUACAUUGGGCCUUCAGGCUGUACGAUGUGGACAACGACGGCUAUAUUACGAGGGACGAAAUGUAUAACAUAGUCGACGCGAUUUACCAAAUGGUGGGACAAACCCCGCAGCCUGAAGACGAGAAUACACCUCAGAAGCGCGUUGACAAGAUCUUUGACCAGAUGGACAAGAAUCACGACGAUCGACUGACACUCGAAGAAUUCCGCGAGGGUAGCAAAGCAGACCCGCGCAUUGUCCAAGCGCUCUCGCUGGGUGGCGAUUAAUCCACGGUUAUCCUCUCGCCGGACUUCACAUUUACUUAAGAGAGCCAAAGUCGGAACACCGCCGCGCGUGUCACUUAUUUCCUUGUUAUUGUUGUAACAUACAUUAAUGUAUUACAUAAUGUAACUAAAUUUAGAUAACAAUAAGUCCUGUUUUGAAAAUCGCUUACGGCAAAUAAUCAAGUAUAAUAAAGUUAUGUAACCGUUUAUGCCAUUAAUAGAUAAUUAUUUAAUUUUGUCAACUAUUUCACUUAACUUUUAUACCAGCAAACAUGUCCAAGCCAAUUCUUUUACUUUUAUGUUGAAAUAAAAAAUAGAUUCCACGUGAUAGUGCAUCCCACCUUAUAAUAGUUGUAAUAAUAGUUCUAAGUAUGUUUAAUUAAGUUAACGCUCAAAUACGGUUUACUGGUCACAACAGUGUGUAAAGUCAGUCGAAAUUUACUAACAGCAAAGCUAGGUAUGUUUUUAAAAUUUUUGAACCAUAUCAGUGUUUUUCUAAAAUAGCGUCCUGUCUCAAAAACAUCUAAUUCAUCAGGAAAUGGCUUAAAAAAACUGAGACAUGUCUGCCGCGCAAAGUUGGCUUAUCGUCGACCAUCCCUAUGUUGUCAUGUAAUUAUUCUAACCAAUGAAAAACUUGGAAUCUUAAUCACAACAAAAUUUGGCAUUUUUGAAAUAAAUCACAGUAAUAAGUCAAAAAGUAAGCAUUUUGGAAUGCGACACUAUAUAAUAUUAUUGAAAAGCAAUGAUAUGGGGACCUGAUGGGAUCCGUAGACACGUAUUAAAAGUGCUAAUUAGGUGAUUCAGCCACACGCGGCGGUUGUUUAAGGAGUAUGUCUAAAUACAACAAUAACUAUUUGCCAAUAUGAAUACUGUGCAAAGAGCGAGGGUUUUAUAAACUCAACACAAAACUUGUCAACUUUCUAAUUCUUUCUUAUAUUCUAUAACACAUUUUUACUUAUUUCUAACACAUACGUUAACGACAUAGUUUCAAUUUCAUUUUCAUUAAAACACCUACUUCAUGCUUUUAGGUUAUCUUAGUUAUCACCUUACUUUGGCUUUGCUUUUUUAAAAAUUGCGUAGGUACCUACAUAUUUUGUAAGAGGUGUUUCUGCCCCUUUAGAUAGAUCUUAUAUUUUAACAGUCCUUUUUUCUAUCUCCAAGAAAUGUUUUACGAGAUCAGACAAGAGUCUAUCGAACCAAGCAGCCAAUCCACCAGACCUUAAUAUUUACAGGAUUGUUUCUUCUAAAUGUAGUUGGUAUAAUGCUACGCAAUUUUUCAAAUCGACUUAGAUAACGUAAUUUUAAUUACAUUUUAAUUACGCAACAAUUGCAUUUUUCGUAACUUGUGUCCACUUGCA
Molecule: messenger RNA, 2417 nt
Organism: Hyposmocoma kahamanoa
Lineage: Eukaryota; Metazoa; Arthropoda; Insecta; Lepidoptera; Cosmopterigidae
Product: frequenin-1
Exons: 9
Coding region: 499-1062 (187 amino acids)
Molecular function (GO): calcium sensitive guanylate cyclase activator activity; calcium ion binding
Source: RefSeq, a predicted model, not a curated record